Labeo rohita (rohu) is the source of this 1761-nucleotide messenger RNA. It is a transcript of the gene caps2, whose product is annotated as calcyphosine 2. NCBI's taxonomy places the organism in Eukaryota, Metazoa, Chordata, Actinopteri, Cypriniformes, Cyprinidae. The transcript is spliced from 16 exons. The record is from RefSeq and is a predicted model, not a curated record. Bases 85 to 1674 code for a protein of 529 amino acids.
CGGAAGUGAAGCCCGUCUGAAAACCAGUUAAUUUUGAACUGUUUACACAACUAUUUAUAUAAAUAGUGGACAGCACCACUAAUAAUGAAAGCGAACGUAAAAUCUUCACUUUUACAAAAAAGUCCGCUGCAGAAGACCGCGAUAACUGGGGCUGACCGCGGGACGAGGCCAGCAGAAGUUCCAGCGCUGAAGUUAGAGACCCUGUGCGACGCGGAGGAGGAGCAUUUCGCCAUAAUUGCAAAGGAUGCUGCUAUCAAGACUGUCCCAGGAGAUUUGACAGCCAUGAGCUGGGGCUCUCCAGCCUCCACACAAUCAAAACAGUGUUUUGCGACAGAGAUGAAGAACGCAAUUAAAAAUCCGGUGUCUGCUGUGGAUUACAGAGAAUCACUACAGCUGAGCCACAGAGUCCAGACACAAAGAAGUCCGCUGUCUAGUCACAAAGCAAACCUGGAUUCAUCCCAGUUCACAUGUAAAAACACAGCACAACCCAGCUACAACCAGACCAACACUGUACGACCAAACAGCAGGAUGAGGGAUGCGGAGGAGCUUACAGAGGACAGGAAACUGCAAGCAGUAAUUGAGCAGGUUAUGGUGGAUCAGCUGUCGAGGGCUGUCAUUAGCGAUCCGGAACAGAAUGCUGUGUCUGUCAGUCCCACGAGUGUCCCACCACGCUACAGGAGAACUCUUCACCACACUAAGGUAAAAACACAGAUGUCUUUAACAGAGAACAUCUUAUCCAACAAGCUCUGCUUUCAAGCCAGGAUUUCAUCAAGGUGUGGACGUGAGGCAUGUCGGAAACUGAUUGGCUUCUUUUUCACAUGUGACCGAACACUGACCGUGUAUGAGUACCGAAAUUUUGGUAAAAACAGAUGGAAUGCACUGCCCUUUAUCACGCGUGGUGUGUAUUUGAGUAGAGGGAGGCCGUACUGCCUGCAGGACAUCUCACAGGGUGCAGAGCUUCAUUUCUGUACAGACGGCCCACACCUCCCCCAAAGUCUGAGACAGCAGCCGAGUCUGACCCUCAGAGUUACUGAUGUGGAUGAUACAGCCAAGGGAGCCCUGCUAACUCAGUCUGGGGAAACUUUACAUCAUCUCUCUGAAGAGGAAAUCAACAGUGGAAACACUCUGAAGGAAAUUCAAGGUGCAGUACGUGAUAGGUUGAGGGGACGUGCGGUCCAAACCCUGAUCAGUCUAGGACGAGAUCUGCAGAACUUUGAUCUAAAGGCUGACAGUAUUCAGCAAAAAGAGCUGCUCAGACGAUCUCUGAUGGACCAGCAAUGCCUCACUCAGCAGGACUUCGAGGCGGUGUGGAGGAUUGUGAGUCGGCGUGCGGAGGGGCGGGUGCACCCCGCUGACGUGAUGCGUGCCGUUACCGGGGAGAUGAGCGAGAACAGAAAAGCCAUCUUCCUGAAGGUUUAUGUAAAGCUUGACCCAAAUAAAACCGGCUCCAUCUUCCUGAGCGAUAUUGAAAAAUUCUAUAGAGGCAAACAAAAGUCUGACUCAGCACUCGAAGCGGGUCCGAACCCUGACUUCCUGACCUUCGUACGGGAAGCAGGAAAGGUCACCAAGACUGUGUCCUACGCUGACUUUGAAGACUAUUAUGAGGGUCUGAGUAUUGAAAUCCCUGAUGAUGAAGAAUACAUUAACAAUCUGAGAGCUACGUGGAAUAUCUGAGAGCAUCUGCCUUGUUUAUAGAAUGACACUUUCUGAAUUAUGUUUGUUAAUAGUGUUUGUCACUAUAUAUUACUAUUCAUAUUCAUA